CCACCAUGUUUGACCAGUUAAUGGUUCGCUAUGGACAUCGCCAUCUUCUUCGACCAUAACGGUAUGUACCCUCAAUAACUCUGCGACGGACACCAAGAGCCCGGAUCGAUACCACCAUGUCCCCCUCCUCAUCCUCACAACCUACGACCUUCCCUCCCGUUGCCGUCUCCUCUACCCUACCGCAACAGAGUCUCCGCUUGCUCGAGCUGCCACCCGAACUGCUAGAUGUGGUCGAGACACAGAUGAAAAAUCCGAGCAAGAGACGGAAACUGUGGUUCAAGUCUUCUGUGGACACUGCCGGUCCGAGCAAGGGACAACGGCUACUGAAGGGAUUCGGCAGAGGCGCCAGUUCUCCCGUUACCGCCGCGGAAGAAGGGAAGGAAGGGCUUCUCCACCUCUGCGCCGACGACAAGAUCUGGGCUGUCAAGCAGGUCAGCACGAGUAACAGUGUUUAUGUUACUCAGACGUGUCAACAACCUUACGCACCACAGAAACAUGCCGGCGGCCAGGGGACCGGCGGCAAAGAUGGGGACAUGCCUAUGGCCGGUGCAGAAGGGCACGUCGGUGUGGAUGGGCUAGCUGCGGCUGCUGGCAGCAGAGGCGGUAUCACGACGAAAGCCCAGGUGAAAAAUGUUCUCGAGUUAAUCGAGGUGAAAUCGGACGAACGAGAUAUUGAGAGGAAGAUUCAUGAUAUGGUCGCUGUAUAUCAGGACAUGGAGGAUGAUUUUGGUCCUCUUGACCCAGGCCGUCCAGGUACUGGGAUCGAGUCAAGUGGAAACGAAGCAGUGUCAUCAAGGGACAUACUCGACAACAUUUCGGCACCGACGAGGCUGAUCCAGGACGUGAUGAGGAAGUCGUUGAUCUUUGGCCUGCCCCAGACGACAAUGCGACAGAGCGAGAGGCAUGAAGAAAUGGCAUACUUGCCCACUCCAUCGUUGCUACUACGGCAUUGGAAGGAAUUUUUGCAGCAAUGCACCAUCUCAAGUGUCAACUUCGAGAAGAAUGCCAACGUUCUGCCCGGAAAAACGGUCCGCGGCGUGCUCGAUGGACUGCUCGAAGCUGAGGAGACGGACGAGGGACGCUCCUUGGCUCUGAAUGUCACAACGGCCAUCUUGCGCAGAUUUACAGAUGAGGAUGAAGAGGGACGUGACCCCAGACACGGCGAUCUCCCCACGCUGCUCGAUCCAGACCUGAGCAUCGGCUCGAUGGAUGAGGAACAACUGCUCAAUGUCAAACUGAAAUUCAACCCCAGCCUCAGCCGAGAUAUGAUCGGACGCUGGCUCCUGUUGUCCCAUGCGCGAAGACGAUCGUCGCCCUCAGCGUCUUCGGACUCAGAUCGAGAGAGACUACGCGUGGACAAAUUCAUGACCGAGUGGACCCAGCUGCUUCCAGAUCCAUGGGCAGUCGGAUGCGACGUCUCCAGUCUGCUCUCGUCCGUCGAGGGCGUGGAGGUGGCCAAGGACGACGAAGGGGAGGAGGUCCUGAGAUUCGCAUCGGCGAGGGGAAGCCAUGCGUCCGGGCCGUCGGGCACUUCCCAUCCUUCUCCUCCUUCCGGCCGCGCAAAGGACGCGCAACAAAGCAGCCAGAACCAGAAAAAGCGGAAGUGGCACGAGAAAUUCGGCGCGCAGAGGACGGCUCCGGCCGCGAAGAAGUGAUGGGGAAACCCCGUUUUCGGCUCUGAUCCGAUGGUCAACGAUGCAAGAAGACAAGCGGUGGACAAUGGGCCAGGAUGGUGAUGAGAUACAUCCGGUCGAUACCUCGAGAUGACACUCAGGGUCACAGUAUGGCAGAGUAUCAAGGUACCAUCUCGCCCUUGGGUAUCAGACUCACGAUUUCACGAUCUCACGAUCUCACGAUCUCACCGCACACACAUUGAACAGAGAUACUCGAGAAAGGCUGCACAAAAAGCUACUUGAUUCAUGUAGGUAGGGAGUAGUAUACUGGAGCGGAAGGGUGUAUAAAAAAAGUUCACUGCGGUAUUGCCUAUCUGCCUUUAUAAACUGCUUUCCCCACAAGUCAUUAAAUUCAAUUGGUGCUUCCAGAUCAAUUGAGCUAUCGUUGGUCCCACACACAAAACUCCAGCAGUACACGAGUGAGUGAGUGUACCCGGCAAGGGGCCGUAAGGUCUGUGGAAAAGAGUGGUUUUCUCGCCCAAGGAACUGCCGACGACGAGG
Cladophialophora immunda is the source of this 2174-nucleotide messenger RNA. RefSeq lists its product as uncharacterized. The transcript has a single exon. Gene Ontology annotation, biological process: mitotic sister chromatid cohesion. NCBI's taxonomy places the organism in Eukaryota, Fungi, Ascomycota, Eurotiomycetes, Chaetothyriales, Herpotrichiellaceae. The record is from RefSeq and is a predicted model, not a curated record. The coding region runs from base 117 to 1655 and encodes 512 amino acids. Gene Ontology annotation, cellular component: Ctf18 RFC-like complex.